Messenger RNA from Echinostoma caproni, 135 nucleotides. NCBI's taxonomy places the organism in Eukaryota, Metazoa, Platyhelminthes, Trematoda, Plagiorchiida, Echinostomatidae. The record is from the annotation of a GenBank genome assembly.
GAGGCCUGGAUGCCUUUCUCGGAAUUGCCAGAACUUUCAAAAAUUGCUAUUGCUGGAGUGGACAAUUCGAGUAUUGAAACGUUGGUGGAUGCUCUACCUCUACAGGUUCAACGAAAAGAAUUGGCCGGUCCUUAA